AUGAGCUCGUCUCGUACUAUUUUCCUCUCAUUUGUGACGCUCGCCGUCGUCAACACCGCCAGCGUCGCGGCUCAGCAGCCCACGCGCCAGGGAACAGCCAACACCUUCAAAGUCGUUGGGCACAGUGGCGUAUCUGCUCAGCAGGGCGUCCGGGCAAGGCAGGUCUACAUUGUCGACAAGGUAGAAAAUAAUCAGGUUCAGGUCAAUGGUCAUCCCGCAUGGGCAGUCGAAUAUGAUCUGGCAACAGACACUAUUCGUCCUAUGGACGUUGUCACAAACUCAUUCUGUGCUGGAGGCGGUGUGACUGGGGACGGAACAUGGCUCAAUCUUGGCGGAAAUCAAGCUGUAACUUGGGGUGGAAACACGGCAGACAGCCAGACUGGGGGUUCGGCGCCCUACAUGAGCGUGGAUGGUGGCAGAUCCAUACGUUUCCUCACUCCUUGUGACGAUCAGCAAUGCCAGUGGAUCGACGAUCCCGCUCGGUAUAUGACCACCAGGCGCUGGUACCCGACCUUGGAGAACCUUCCAGAUGGCUCCCUAAUCGUCUUGGGUGGCAAUCAAUGGGGUGGCUUCGUCAACGACGCUGGCCAGAAUAACCCAACUUAUGAGUUCUAUCCCUCGAGAGGUGCUCCAGUUGGCCUCAAUAUUCUUGCGACCACACUCCCGGCCAACCUAUUCCCGUUCACCUUCCUUUUACCAUCGGGGAACAUCUUCAUUCAGACUAACUGGGGCGCCGAAGUAUUCGACUACGCGAACAAUGUCGAAUAUACAUAUCCUAAUAUCCCUCACGCUGUCCGCACCUAUCCAGCGUCUGCCGGGAACAUGAUGCUUCCUCUCACACCGGACAACAACUAUCAAGCAACAAUCCUCUUCUGUGGAGGUAGCGACCUGGAACCUGAUCAGUGGACGCAAGACUGGGAUAUUGCCUCGUAUCCAGCUGAUGCCACUUGCGUCAAUAUCACUCCAGAUGUCAGCCAGACGUGGAACGACGACGACUCGAUCGGUCAAGGACGCACUAUGGGUAAUAUGAUUGGUCUCCCAGAUCUCAAGGUGCUCCUUAUUAAUGGUGCCAAUACUGGUGUCGCUGGUUACGGCAAUGUAUCCUGGGCUCGCGGUCACUCUUAUGCUGAUAACCCGAUCCGUACUCCGCUCAUUUACGACCCAGCGGCUCCUGCUGGUUCGCGCUGGACGUCGGCAAACCUUCCAGAGUCGACUGUCAACCGCAUGUACCACAGCGGUGCUCUUCUCCUUCCUGAUGGCUCCGUCUUCGUCGCCGGAUCCAAUCCAAACCCAGACGUUAUUACGGGCGCUGGUGUCGCCUAUCCUUGGGAGGACCGCACGGAAAUCUUCUUCCCAUGGUAUUACGAUAAACGCAGGCCCGAGCCUCAAGGUCUUCCUUCAAGCGUGGGCUAUGGUGGCGCGUACUUCAAUGUUACUCUCUCCAAGACGGAUCUGGAGGACAAGCCAGCCAACAUCAAGAACGCCAAGGCUGUUAUCAUUCGUACCGGCUUCUCGACUCAUGCGUUCAACAUGGGCCAGCGCGUUUUGCAACUGAAGACGACGUACACAGUCGCUGACGACGGAAGCGCUACACUUCAUGUCAGUCAGCUGCCUGCCAAUGCUGCAGUGUUCCCUCCUGGCCCUGCCAUGCUGUUCAUUACUGUCAACGGCGUGCCGUCUAUGGCGCAGUGGAUCAUGGUCGGUUCGGGCAAGAUUGAGACGCAGCCAACGUCAACCGAGGUUCCGCUACCGGAUAGCUACAUUCCUGCAUCGGAGGAUAGUGACGGCGGCAGCAGCGGUGGAGACGGCGGGCACAAUGCUGCAAUGGCAAACGUGCAAAUCAACCAAGGGCUGAUUGCUUCGCUCAUGGUGGGCCUAUUUGCCACGCUGCUUGGCGCGACGAUGCUAUAA
Molecule: messenger RNA, 1911 nt
Organism: Serendipita indica DSM 11827
Lineage: Eukaryota; Fungi; Basidiomycota; Agaricomycetes; Sebacinales; Serendipitaceae
Source: the annotation of a GenBank genome assembly